This is a messenger RNA of Microthlaspi erraticum, 3780 nucleotides long. The record is from the annotation of a GenBank genome assembly. Lineage: Eukaryota; Viridiplantae; Streptophyta; Magnoliopsida; Brassicales; Brassicaceae.
AUGGAGAGAUCAAAGAGGAAGAAGACUGGAGAAGGAGCAAAUCAGAGAGUAGCGUUUUACAAGCUUUUCACGUUUGCCGAUCGAUACGACAUCGUUCUAAUGGUGGCCGGGACCAUCUCCGCCGUGGCCAACGGCCUAACUCAGCCGAUUGUGGCAGUACUGAUAGGCCAGAUCAUUAACGUGUUUGGCUUCUCUGAUCAAGAUCACUUGGUUAAAGAAGUCUCAAAGGUUGCUGUGAAGUUUCUUUACCUUGCGGUCUACGCUGGUGUUAUGUCUUUCCUGCCUAACAGAGAUUUCUCUAUACUUCUUUUGCAGAGAGUCUAUUGUUGGAUGGUAACUGGAGAGCGCCAGUCCGCUAGAAUCCGCGGUCUAUACCUAAAAACAAUAUUAAGACAAGACAUCGGCUUUUUCGACACGGAGACUAAUACCGGCGAAGUCAUCGGAAGGAUGUCCGGAGACACCAUUCUUAUUCAAAAUGCCAUGGGAGAAAAGGUUGGGAAAUUCAUUGCACUAGUAUCAACAUUCUUUGGUGGAUUCACGGUCGCUUUUAUAAAAGGCAGACGACUCACAAUUGUUCUUCUUCUGUGCAUUCCACUGAUAGUGGCCACUAGUGGAGUAAUGAACUUAGUCAUGUCGAGAGCUGCUGGUCGUGGUCAACUAGCUUACGCGGAAGCAGGGAACGUAGUAGAACAAGCUGUUGGUUCAAUCAGAACAGUUGUGGCAUUCACUGGGGAGAAACAAGCGACGGAAAAGUACGAGACGAAGCUUGAGACUGCCUAUAAAACUACGGUUGAGACAGGGCUCUUCUCGGGUUUAGGCAUUGGAAUAUUGAUGUUUGUUGUCUUCUGUACACACGGUUUAGCCAUUUGGUAUGGUGCUCGGCUGAUAAUGAAUGAAGGAUAUAGUGGAGGUCAAGUCAUGAACGUCAUUUUCGCAAUCGUCAAUGGAGGAAUAGCGUUGGGGCAGACCUUACCUUCUCUUAACGCGUUUGCGAUCGGACAAGCUGCUGCCUACAAAAUGUUCGAGACGAUAAAAAGAAGACCAAAGAUCGAUGCUUAUGACUCGAGCGGUUUGGUUUUGGAGGAGAUCAAAGGAGACAUUGAGCUAAACGAUGUCUACUUUAGAUAUCCAGCGAGACCUGAUGUGAACAUAUUUGCUGGAUUCUCGCUGGUUGUACCGAAUGGUUCGACAGUGGCUCUGGUGGGACAGAGUGGGAGCGGGAAGUCAACGGUGAUCAGUUUGAUCGAAAGGUUUUACGAUCCCGAGUCAGGACAUGUUUUAGUUGAUGGGAUCGAUUUAAAGAAGCUUAACCUUAGAUGGAUCAGAAGCAAGAUUGGUCUCGUGAGUCAAGAACCUAUACUUUUCGCGACCACGAUUAGAGAAAACAUUGUUUACGGGAAAAACGAUGCCUCUGAUCAAGAAAUUAGAACCGCGGUUGAGCUCGCUAACGCCACUGGUUUCAUCGACAAACUCCCACAGGGUUUAGACACGUUGGUAGGAGAACAUGGGACGCAAAUGUCCGGUGGACAGAAGCAGAGGCUAGCUAUUGCGAGGGCGAUUUUGAAAAACCCUAAAAUCUUGCUUCUUGAUGAAGCUACGAGCGCUUUAGAUGCUGAAUCUGAACGCAUUGUUCAAGAUGCUCUUGUAAAGCUUAUGUCGAGCCGGACCACCGUCGUGGUGGCUCAUCGGCUUACCACCAUUAGAACCGCCAACUUGAUCGCCGUUGUGCAGCAGGGAAAAAUCGUCGAGAAAGGAACUCACAAGGAGAUGAUUCAAGAUCCAAAUGGAGCGUAUUCGCAGCUCGUUCGUCUACAAGAAGGAUCAAAGAGAACAAGAGGAAUAGUCGAUGAACCAGAGAGGCAUGAAACGAGUUUUGAAAUUGAAGGACCGGUUAGCCAAAACAGAAUCCAUAAGGGACACUCAUCGAGCAGCCGUCAUUCCUUCAGACCAGCUGAUUCGAAUGAGAGCGAAGAGAUUCACGAAGUUAACUCUCCCACUGAGGAAGAAACGACCAAGAAACGCAAGAAAGUCUCGUUGACACGGCUAGCUCACCUCAACAAACCAGAGAUCCCGGUUUUGGUGCUCGGUUCAUUGGCUGCAGCGGUUCACGGUGUUGUGGUCCCUCUCAAUGGUUUACUCUUGUCAAGAACGAUCAAGAUAUUCUUUGAACCUUCAAAUCUACUAGAGAAAGAUUCACAUUUCUGGGCUCUCGUUUUCGUCAUGCUCGGUGUAAUCGAUCUCAUCAUCAUUCCGUUUCAAAACUAUUUUUUCGCUGUCGCUGGAGGGAAACUCAUUAAACGCAUCAGAUCCUUGUCGUUUGAUAAAGUUGUUCACCAGGAGAUAAGUUGGUUCGACAAUUCCGCGAAUUCUAGCGGCGCGAUUGGAGCGAGGUUGUCCACAGAUGCUUCGACAGUGAAGAGUAUAGUGGGUGAUACUUUAGGGUUAAUCGUUCAAAACGCAGCUACUGUAGCCGCUGCAUUGAUUAUAGCGUUUACAGCUAAUUGGAUAUUAGCUCUCUUUGUCCUUUUAGUCUCACCAGUCAUGUUACUUCAAGGAUACGCUCAGACCAAGUGCAUAACCGGUUUUAGCGCAAGCGCAAAAGAAAAAUACGAAGAGGCGAGCCAGGUCGCGAGUGACGCAGUGAGCAGCAUAAGAACGGUUGCAUCAUUCUGUGCAGAGGACAAAGUGAUGGAUUUAUACGAGCAUAAAUGCGAGUUACCCAAGAAAGAAGGGGUCCGGUCAGGGUUCUUUAGCGGUUUGGGUUACGGUUUCUCAUUCUUCUUUCUCUUUUGCAUCAAUUCCCUUUGUUUUUACGUCGGUUCCAAGUUGAUUUCCUGGAAUAAAGCCACGUUCGGAGAAUUCUUUCAGGUUUUCUUUGCACUAAGUUUGACAGCCGUUGGAGUGGCUCAAACGAGUGGUAUGGUACCGGACAGGAACAAAGCCAAAGACGCUGCUGCUUCGAUUUUCGAUAUCCUCGAUGGUAAACCGAAAAUCGAUUCCUGUUCUAAUGAAGGAACAAUGCUAGAAAACGUGAAGGGUGAUAUCGACUUGCAACAUGUCAGUUUCCGGUAUCCAACGCGACCGGAUGUUCAAGUUUUUAGUGACUUAUGCUUAACCAUAUCCUCUGGACAGACCGUUGCAUUGGUUGGAGAGAGCGGGAGCGGGAAAUCGACGGUGAUAAGCUUAAUCGAGAGGUUCUACAAUCCGGACUCAGGCAAGAUUCUUCUAGAUCAAGUUGAGAUUCAGACGUUUAAAUUGAGUUGGUUAAGGCAACAGAUGGGUUUGGUUAGUCAAGAACCGGUUUUGUUCAACGAGACAAUACGAUCAAACAUAGCUUAUGGUAAAACCGGUGGAGCCACGGAGGAGGAAGAGAUCAUAACCGCAGCAAAAGCGGCUAACGCGCACAGCUUCAUCAGCUCGUUACCUCAAGGUUACGAAACGACGGUAGGCGAACGCGGUGUACAGUUAUCCGGUGGUCAGAAACAGAGGAUAGCGAUAGCUCGGGCCAUUCUCAAAGAUCCUAAGAUUUUGUUGCUUGAUGAAGCGACAAGCGCGUUGGAUGCAGAGUCUGAGAGGGUGGUACAGGAUGCGCUUGACCGGGUGAUGGUGAACCGGACUACCCUUGUGGUGGCUCACCGGCUCAGUACGAUCAAGAACGCGGAUGUAAUCGCGGUGGUGAAGAAUGGUGUGAUCGCGGAGAGAGGAAGGCAUGAAACGUUAAUGGAGAUUUCAGGUGGUGCUUAUGCUUCGCUUGUAGCUUUUCACAUGAGUGCGAACUAA